UGUUUUUACAAGUCGACGAGAAUGGAGGCUACUUUACAGACAUUUAUGCAUCGCAACUCCUGAUUUAAUAUGAAGUAUAGGCGAAUUCCAGCAUUACUUACCGUCGGCACAAUGCCUGACUUUGUCGGCGACUUCUAACGGUUGUUCAGAGCAGUUUGUAGAGCUUCGGGUCAUCGUAGUUUGCCCGAGAUCUUUGGAGAUCAUGGAGAAAGUGGAGGUGUUUGAGGUUGUGAAAGUGACUGAGGAGGUGGAGAGCUACUACAGUCAAAUGGAGGUCCCUAUUCCAAAAAAGAGGAAGAGCAAAGCUCAAGAAGACAGUGUUGAGAAACCUAAGAAGCCUAGGUCUGCCUACCUGCUAUACUACUUUGAUGUUCAUCAGAUUAUGCAAAAGGAAAUCCCGAAUCUACCACAGUCAGAGAUCAACAAGAGAAUCAGCGAGAGCUGGAAAAGGCUCAGCGUAGCUGAGAAAGGCUACUAUCUGGAGAAGGCCAAGUCGGAGAAAGAGGGCACCGACACUUCGUCUCUCAACCCCUCCAAAGACCUGCCAGGCUUCCGCAAAAUCCUCCCCAGAGCCAGUUACUUUCUCUUGUCCAAAGGCUCCUCAAAUCAGCAGCUGGGAGGCUCACAGUCAGAGGUGAGCUUGGAGACUCUGGACUCUCCAGUGGAGGGAGGCCUGCCUUCCGUCUCUCUCCCCCAAGAGCCCCAGUUCACACCUCUUGAGUUGGACAGCGAGGCGGAGCUUUCUGAGCAGCCCAUUGAUGUCGACGACAUAGCAGAGGAAACAGAAGUGGCGUCUAAUCCCACAGACCCUCAAGGCAUCCCUCGCUGCUCAUCCUCCUCUGUCUCAUGCAAAGCCCCGUCCUCUCCAGACGCCCACGUCUCACAGGGCUCUGGUGGCCUUACAGCAAAUGGGGUCCCUCUGAAAGGAAAGGAGACCAGAGUUACUGGUAGUGGUUAUGGUGGGGCGAUGGUGCAGCAGAUACAGGGGGAAACGACACAUGUGGUUUCCAUCGUACCCACACAGAACCUGCUGGGGCCCAAGUCUUUGCCAGGUGCCAGCUCUGUGGGCCCAGUGAUGAUGGUCUCUGUAGGAGCCAGCACAGAACAAAGUGCCAAACCUUCCUAUAAAAUGUCUGUUAAGACAUACACCCGAAGAGGUCGAGGGAGGUGUCUAAACCCUGGAUGUUUGUUUGUGUAUGUCACCCGCCACAAGCCACCAAAGUGUCCUGAAUGUGGGAGCCACUUGGGUGGAAAAUGGAUACCUGCUGCGAAGAAGACUCAAGAGAAAGAACCUGCGCCCAAGCAAUUGCCCCAGAAAGCUGAAACCAAGACUAAUGAAAGCUGCCAAGCCACACCUCCCCUGGCAGAUGUCCAUGAAACAAACGCUGCUGGGAGCAAAAAAGUAGGGCAAGUUCAACAGCGCUCCAGAAAGCAGCAUGCAGUUCCAGCUGCUAAGCCACCAGAGGGCAGCAGCACCAAGGAGCAGGAAAAAACAAAUAGACGGAUGAAAGUCUGUCUUCAGAGCACGACGGUCCACGGUCAAGACCGAAGCAAUGCUACACUUCAAAAGAGGCCCGUGAGACCCAUCCUUCCUGCCUACUACAACACAGGCCGUGCUAUGUUCCAGAUCAUAACUGUCCCACCUGAUAAAAUAAAGUUUCAGAGCGCAAGCGACAAUAAUUCAUCCACUGUGCCGAGAGAGAGUUUGUCAGGUCUCAAACCCAGCACUUUAAAGCAGCUCGGCCAGACGGUCCCGACAAAGCAGGACUCUUCGGUCCCCGCAGGUGGAAGCCAGCCCAUGUCUUCAUUGGUUGAUAAGGGAGUGAAUAUCCUGUCAUUCGUGCCUUUCAAACAACACACCGUUUCCAGCUUUGAUUUGGGACUGUCGACAGCUCGAGGAAGGGGUCGAUGUAAGAACCCGUCCUGUGACUAUAUGUACAAGAACAGACACAAACCUGCAGUGUGCCCUAAAUGUGGCUGUGAGCUGACUCAGAGGAACGCCAAGGGAACAAAGUCUGAGACUCUGCUCGAUCCGUACCAGACCCUGAGUCCUGCUCAGAAGGACAUCCAGCGCCAAAAUACCCUGCAGUUACUGCACCGUUCCCUGCAGAUUCCUGAGAGCGAGGCUGAGCUUCAGGAAACCUUGAACCUCAUCCAGGAGCUCAACAGUCUCCAGAUUGUCUUGGUUCAACCAUGUGGACAGGAGCACGAGGACAGCUUGGAGACGGAGACAGAGACGCUGGUAGAGUCUGGGUGGCCUCAGUUCUAUGAGUCAGCAGCAACUCACUGUGGCUUGUGUAACUAUCCUCUCUUCAAAGGAGGUCAGAGUACCGUCGCAGGACAAGAGGAUGGCUGGCUGCUGACUGAGACGCUGAUCCAGACAGCCACUAUUCAGCUCAAGGUGUGUCUCAACGUCCAGUGUCUGGCUCUGCACAGCUUCACCGACCUACAUCCAGGUUUGUUCAACAUUGGGAACAGACUGCUAGUAAGCAUCGACCUGUUUCUUAAGAUCAGGACCUGUAUCAAACAGGGCCAAGCCCCCCCCCAGGCAGCCAGGACCAUACUGGACCACAACCCCAAUCACCCUGUCCACUCUCUGAGUCCAGAGGAGACGUCUCAAAUUCAAGAGCUUCUCCUGAGUGGCUACUGGGCCUUUGAGUGUCUGACAGUGCGCGAUUACAACGACAUGAUCUGCGGCAUUUGUGGUGUUGCCCCCAAACUGGAGAUUGCACAGCGAUACACAAGCAACGUGCUGGAGCUAAAGAAUGUGGAGUUUACUUGGCCUGAGUUUUCAGUCUCGGAUGAGGUACACGUGGACGACUUCUGGCUGACCAUGGAAAGUGAGGCUAUCGAGCAAGCGACUUUCCCCUCGGAGAUCCCCAUCACACGAGUGGAUGCUUCUAUCAUCGCUCCCUUCAUUCCCCCACUGAUGAGAAGUCCCACUGUCAUCAACACAGAGAAGGACAAGGUCCCGUCACACACGGAGCCGCCCUCAGGAGAUCCAUCAGCUUUGGUGCGCCUCAUUCAUGAUGGUCAGCUGAGACUCGACAAGGUCGAAGAUCACAGUGAGGACGAGCUGAGAACAAUGCUGGACUGCUGUGCGGCGAGCAUCACCCCGGACUCCACUAAGAAUGAACUGCUGGCGUCCCUGAUCUCCUUGUACACACUCGUUCACGGUGGCCUCUCCACGGCCCCACAACCCCCUGCACACCUCACCGCUGGCAAGCUGUGCAAGGUCUGCCCCCACAAGGUAGUGUGCGGCUCUAAGUACUUGGUGAGAGGAGAGACGGCUCGAGACCACGUAGACCUGCUACUGUCCUCCCGCUACUGGCCCCCAGUCUACGUCAGUGACUGUGCCCGUCAGGUGGCGCUCUGUGCUGACAUGCAGUACCCAGAACAGGCAACCCAGAUGUGGGGCAGGAACCAGGGCUGCUUCUCCGACCCUUUCGAAAAGCCAGAGUUUGUGUCGUGUGCUGAGCUACAAGAGCAGCCGUACAGCGCUGACCUUUCGUCGGUGGCAGAGAACCAGCAGGUCCACCCCAUCACCAAAUCAUCUAGUUGCUGGCUGGUUCAUCCUCCCGAAGCAGCCCAGGAGCCUCCUGCUCUUCCGUCAGAGCACCACUCAAUGGACCUCUGCAGAGAUCUGGAGCCCUACGUCCACCUGAUGGCUGAGCUGGAGAAAGAGGAGGAUGACGAGGGUGAAGAACGGAAAGCUGAGGAUGACUCCGCGGAGAACUCGGAGGACUGUUACUCGGUCAGCCGCGCGCGGCACCAACCUGCGGUUUUCGACAACACGGCUUAUUACUACAUUUACAACCGUCUGGUAGAUUUCCUCACCAGCAGAGACAUCGUGAGCCAGCAGAUCAACCAAGUGGUAAAGGCCUGCCAACCAGGGGAGGUCGUGAUCAGGGAUGCUCUGUACCGACUGGGAGUGGCACAGAUCAACACGGAGAAAGAGGAAGAUGAAGGAAGUGGAGUGGAGGGACAGACACAAGAGGUAGGGACAGAGACAUAUGAGGUGGAGCUUCCUGAAUAGAAAUGUUCAGGAUGGACAAUCAACAUGCAGGCAGAGGGCUGGCCGGAAUGUAAAGAUGGCUGCAUGCAAAGACGCAGAAGCAAGUGCUACCAGAAGGAGCCAAGAAUUUGGAGGCGACACGGUGCUAUCCUGAAUUCAGUGUUGGAGAUUACUUUCUCUUGAACUAGCCUGUACAACAGAACAGUUAAUGAGCUUCACAGUGUGUUUCUGAUGUGUGGAAAUAUGCUGAGAAGAAUAAUCAGUCCUGUUUACUCUGAAUAUACGAACAGAAAAAGUACAGGUGGCAUGGUGGUAUUCUUAACCAUCUUAAACUACGGAAACAGUGAGUGUGAGAGUUAAUAAAAGUCAAGAUGAUGGAGACUGAAUGUCAAAAAUUAUUCUUUCAAAUGACUAAAGGAAUGUAACAAUAUCUUGUGUUUUUUACCACUAAGGUGUGAAGAGUUAAAAGAAGUGAAGGUGAUUUUAACAGGAUUUUAAUGACUCUUCUAAUUCAAGCCUGAAUGUAUUUAUUGUUUAAUUAACCAUGAAUACAGUACGUUGUAUUUAUUUCCCUUUUAUGUCCAGAAACAUUUCUGCUCUCACCUCUCCCCUCCCACUUGACAUUUGCUUUUGAGAAGUGAGGAUGAAUGUGUCAUAACGUGCCGAUGGACCUCGUGGCCGUUUCCAUCUCAAUGGAGAUCCAUUUAAGGACGCAUACAACUGAUAGUUUUGAUUCCUGUCAACCGAUCGACAGUCAGCCUUUGAGAAUGAAUUGAAGAUAUUUUAGUAGAUCGGCCUGCAUGAGUUGCUUCAGAGAGAUUAUUUUUUGUCACCAAUGCUUUGCUUAACAAUUCAAAUUAAUUAUGGGCUAAUCAGACUUUCAUGAAGCAUUGAAGUUGGCCCAAGCAUUGCUAUAUAGUAUAUAUAGCAUUGCUAAAACACAUAACAUUAAUAUAUAUUGAGGAGUAAUAUUUCUGUGAUUUAACAGAGAUGAAGCUUCUCUGAACUGGGCUUUGACCACAAAUACUAUUUUAUAAGUCGACCGAAGUGGUGGACUGUGGAGAGAGUCUCGACCUCAUGUAGGCUACUACGAACACAGCAACAGUGAGGGUUUUGCAUCCAUGUAUGUUCAUCAGAACUACCUGCCAGAGUAACUAUCCUCAUUCCAGUCAUGUGGUAUGAAGAGAGGCUUCAAACGUCUUCAAAGUCAAAGCCCCAAAUUGUGUUAAAAGUAUGAAAGAGUUAAUGUAUUUUCUUUUUUUAUUUUAAGCGUCAACUUCCUGAAUAACCCUUUUUGCAACUUCACACCGCUUCGAAUUUUUAUUUGUUUUGUUCCCUCACGCAGCCUUGUCAGGAUUGUAGAUGCACUGGACUUCUGUAUAAAGUGCUCAGGGGACUUCGACUCCACAAAGGUUCAAAAAUAAAUAUUGUGUCUUUUUUUUAUUCAAUAACGGCUGUUCUUUGCUGAAUAAUGUGUUGCAAACAAAAUCAGCUUUAAGUAUGAUUCAAUGCUUUGGUGGUGCUUACCACCACCGUAACCAGCUUAACCGUCUAUUUUCAUAAUGAGUACUCUGACUUUAAGUUUUUUUAAAUACUCAAGUACAUUUUUUUUUCUUUCUAUUUACUGAAAGUAUGGGAAGAACUUACUUGAUGUAAAAAAAAUAUCAACAGGUCUGCUUAAUUGAAUUUAUAUCAUUCUAAUUAAAGUUAACAACCAACAAAACACAGACAUUUGCUGUUUAAAUCUUCACUUAUUAUAUAGCAGUACAGUUGAGCUCAUGAUUUAUGCUUUACAUUCCUGAAAAACAGAAAAUGUUUCAAACUAUAACAAAAAUCUUUUUGAGGAGAAACGUCAACAUGAAGCCCAAGAAUAUGUGUCGGUGCUGUUGCUAAUAAGAUCUUUGAAAUGAUGUGGACAAAAUGCCACAGUUAUGAGAAAUAAUUAAUUCUGAGGCAACUAAAGGAAAUGAUAGAGGAGGAUACUGGCAGAGCAACAAAGGCACUGUGGAGAUUAUUAUGCUUUACUCAAACUUUGUCAUAUCUCAGUUUCUUGGUGGACAACUGAACAAAGACUGUUGUUAAAAAUGUAACAUAGAAUGUUUGGCACCCCAUAAAGUGUCUAAAAGUGGUGGGUUACUUCAAAACAAAUAUGAUUUUAGCUGAAACCACACAACGGAGAAAACGCAUUUGUACUUUCUGUAGUCUGAGCGGUGGGAUGACUACUUCCCUACAAAGAUGUCAGAGUUGCAAUGUUGACAGAUACUGUGAGAAUUGUUCCAGAGGAAAUGCAAAUUGGACAUUCUCCAAUAAAAAAAAGGGAAGUAAGAAGAGAUAAACAUAAAGGCAGCACAGUUUAUAUCAGCUCAGUGAGGUACAACAAAGAAAAACUCGAAAUAUCUGGCACCACAUCUUAAUCUCGUCGUAUAUAUAAAAACUUUA
Messenger RNA from Anarrhichthys ocellatus (wolf-eel), 6454 nucleotides. It is a transcript of the gene hmgxb3, whose product is annotated as HMG box domain containing 3. NCBI's taxonomy places the organism in Eukaryota, Metazoa, Chordata, Actinopteri, Perciformes, Anarhichadidae. The record is from RefSeq and is a predicted model, not a curated record. The transcript has 21 exons. Bases 203 to 4036 code for a protein of 1277 amino acids.